AACAUGCAAUUAAUCACUUGCCAGUUAUAACAACCAUAAUUUAUCAGUACCCGAACACUUCCGCCGUGGCCAUGGCGUCGUCGUCGUGGUGCUUCUCUCCCGUCACCGUAACCACCACCGCCACUACCCGCCGCUACUCUUUAACCUCUCAAACUCCUAAAUUUCUCAUCAACCAACUCCCUUCUUCUUCUCGCUUUUCCACCACUCCAUCUUCCCUUCGAUUUAGGGUUCCAUGCUCCAACAAAACCGAUAAAUCAACGGAAUCCACCGAACUUGAUGUUCUAGAUUGCGUGGAAACAGGGCAAGACGUGGAGUGCUUAUUAACUGAAGAAGAAGAAAAUGGAAAAGUAGAGAAAAAAGAUGAAUCAUCAAAGAAGAUGCUUUGUCUAGCGGAAGGGUUAUGGGAAGGUGCUGUUUUAAUAUCGCCGUUUUUCUUCUGGGGGACUGCCAUGGUGGCGAUGAAGGAAGUGCUUCCUAAAUAUGGUCCUUUCUUCGUUUCGUCUUUUCGUCUCAUUCCAGCUGGGUUCCUUCUCGUUGCUUUCGCUGCUUCCAGAGGAAGACCUUUCCCCUCUGGCCUCAAUGCAUGGCUUUCCAUUUCGCUCUUCGCCAUUAUUGAUGCUGCUUGCUUUCAGGGUUUUCUCGCAGAAGGGUUGCAGAAGACUUCAGCUGGUUUGGGAAGUGUUAUUAUUGAUUCACAACCUUUGACAGUGGCUGUACUUGCAGCUUUGUUAUUUGGCGAGUCCAUAGGAAUUAUCGGAGCUGCUGGGCUUGUACUUGGUGUCGUAGGACUUGUGUUACUAGAGUUACCUGCCCUAUCAUUUGAUGGGACUGGGAGCAACUUCUCACUGUGGGGAAGUGGGGAGUUAUGGAUGCUUCUUGCAGCUCAGAGCAUGGCAGUUGGCACUGUUAUGGUUCGUUGGGUCUCCAAGUACUCUGAUCCUAUCAUGGCAACUGGAUGGCAUAUGGUUAUUGGCGGUCUCCCCCUUGUGGCAUUCGCAAUUCUUAAUAAUGAGCCUGCUGUAAGUGGGAUUCUUGAAGAGUACAGUUCAAGUGAUAUAUUGUCACUCCUCUACACAUCCAUUUUUGGAAGCGCUGUUAGCUAUGGUGUGUUCUUUUACAGUGCAACUAAAGGUAGCUUGACCAAGCUCAGUUCUCUUACAUUUCUAACCCCAAUGUUUGCCUCAAUUUUCGGGUUUCUGUAUCUUGGUGAGACCUUCUCACCUGUACAGCUUAUUGGGGCCAGUGUAACUGUAGCUGCAAUAUACAUGGUUAACUUCAGAAACUCCUUAGAAUGAAUUAUAUAGUCAGAUUUCUACUGGUUCUUUCACCUAACCCAAAGGAAAAAUUUCCACAAACAAAUUGGGAAUGCUAGUGCUUUUGGACAUGAAGGGGAGAGAAGUUUGAGCGACAUGUGGUCUUGAGCACUUGCUAUCAUUCUUUAAAGUGUAAAUACAAUUUUUAUUAGUUGUUAAUAUAGGCCUCCAGCCUCUUCCUACACAAUACAUAGCAGAAUAUUGUAAGUUAUUAGAGGUGAAUACAAGCCUUAUUAUAUACAAGGGAAAUAUUGUUUCCAUAGAUUACUGUUGCACUAGGACUGAAUAAGAAUGUAUAUAUUAUGACUUUUGUAUGGCAAGUUUUGUAUAAGAUGAACUGUAGAUCACACGAAUGAAAUAUAAAUCUCGGGUUAGAGCUGAA
Molecule: messenger RNA, 1695 nt
Organism: Vicia villosa (hairy vetch)
Lineage: Eukaryota; Viridiplantae; Streptophyta; Magnoliopsida; Fabales; Fabaceae
Product: WAT1-related protein At3g02690, chloroplastic
Exons: 7
Coding region: 72-1295 (407 amino acids)
Cellular component (GO): chloroplast; membrane
Source: RefSeq, a predicted model, not a curated record